AUGGCUCCUUACCUCAACGAGACCGAGAGUACUCCUUCGAGCAACACUCAGGCUCCUCUGUUUACUGUUCAAUCGCCCAAUGUCACAUACUCUGACGAUGCUAUUCUCAGCAAGUAUGUCUACCGUCAGACAAAGGUGACCAAGUCAUCCAAUGGUGCAUAUGUUGCCACUCCUAAGGAGACCGUAUACGACUUCAAGGUCGAACGCAAGGUUGGCAGAGUCGGCAUGAUGCUCGUCGGCUGGGGUGGUAACAACGGGUCUACUGUGACUGCUGGUAUCAUUGCCAACCGUCAAGGUCUCUCCUGGGACACUCGUGAGGGCACACAGUCAGCAAACUACUACGGCUCUAUGGUCAUGUCAUCAACAGUCAAGCUCGGUACCGAUUCAGACACUGGCAAGGAGGUCUACGUCCCCUUCAACGAGCUCUUACCCAUGGUCAAUCCUAAUGAGCUCAUUGUCGGAGGAUGGGACAUCAGUGGCAUGAACAUUGCCGAGUCAAUGGAUAGAGCCGGAGUCCUCGAGCCUACCUUGAAGCAGAUGGUUCGCAAAGAGAUGGCACAAAUGGUCCCUCUUCCCAGUAUUUACUACCCUGACUUCAUUGCUGCAAACCAAGAGUCACGAGCAGACAACAUCCUCGAGGGUUCAAAGGCUUGCACCGAGCACCUCGAGAAGAUCAGAGCAGACAUUCGCGAGUUCAAAUCCAAACACAGCCUCGACAAGAUCAUCGUCCAAUGGACUGCCAACACUGAGCGCUAUGCCGAGAUCAUCCCCGGCAUCAACGACACAGCCGACAACCUGCUCAAGUCCAUCGAGUCAGGCCACGCCGAGAUUGCUCCCUCCACCAUCUUCGCCACAGCCUGCAUUCUCGAAAACGCACCCUUCAUCAACGGCUCACCUCAAAACACCUUCGUCCCCGGUGUCAUCGCCCUAGCUGAAAAGCACAACGCCUUCAUCGGCGGCGACGACUUCAAGUCCGGCCAGACAAAGAUGAAGUCCGCACUCGUCGACUUCCUCAUCAACGCCGGUAUCAAAGUAAAGUCAUUGGCUUCGUACAACCAUCUCGGCAACAAUGACGGCAGAAACCUCUCCGCGCCUUCUCAAUUCAGAUCAAAGGAGAUCUCAAAGUCCAAUGUUGUUGAUGAUAUGGUUGCUGCUAACCACAUCCUAUACGAGGAAGGCGAGCAUCCUGAUCACACUGUUGUGAUCAAGUAUAUGCCUUCUGUCGGUGACAACAAGAGAGCUUUGGAUGAGUAUUAUGCCGAGAUCUUCAUGGGAGGUCAUCAGACCAUCAACAUGUUCAACAUCUGCGAGGACUCACUGUUGGCAUCACCGCUAAUCAUCGACCUGGUUCUCAUCGCUGAACUAAUGACCAGAGUUCAAUGGAGAGAGAAUGGCGCCGAGGAUGCUGAGUUCAAGGGUUUCCACUCUGUGCUGUCGGUCUUGAGUUAUAUGCUCAAGGCACCUCUUACUCCUCCUGGCACACCUGUCGUCAACGCAUUGAGCAAGCAGAGAAAUGCUCUCAUCAACAUCUUCCGCGCCUGUGUUGGUCUUGAGCCUGAAAACGACAUGACUCUCGAGCACAAGCUGUUCUGAAAUUUCAACGAGAACUAACGAUGGCGUUCUGGGGUCUUCUUUCGGAUGAUAUCGCACAAUUAUUUUACUUCUCCAUAGUUAAUCUUUAGGAUAUCAAAAUCCAUUCUUCUGAAAUCCAUUGCUUGCUUCCUGGUGUAGUAGAUUGACAAUGGGGUUGAACAAAGGCAUGAUGGAUUUUGAACCCCUGAAUGUGUGCAAUGGAACUUCAAACAUGUUACCUGGGGUCAUUGACCCUGCGUUCACACACAUCCAGGUCAUAGGGGCCGGGCUGCAGACUCGAGCAUCCCUUUGUCUCCAGACUUUGGCUGUAUAUCAAACAAAACAUACUCUGCAUAAAUAAAAUACCUAACCUCUUCUCGUCAC
Aureobasidium pullulans EXF-150 is the source of this 1956-nucleotide messenger RNA. Its product is annotated as myo-inositol-1-phosphate synthase. Bases 1 to 1593 code for a protein of 530 amino acids. The transcript has 4 exons. Gene Ontology annotation, biological process: phospholipid biosynthetic process; inositol biosynthetic process. Gene Ontology annotation, cellular component: cytoplasm. Lineage: Eukaryota; Fungi; Ascomycota; Dothideomycetes; Dothideales; Saccotheciaceae. Gene Ontology annotation, molecular function: inositol-3-phosphate synthase activity. The record is from RefSeq and is a predicted model, not a curated record.